Molecule: messenger RNA, 3152 nt
Organism: Stylophora pistillata
Lineage: Eukaryota; Metazoa; Cnidaria; Anthozoa; Scleractinia; Pocilloporidae
Product: tuberin
Biological process (GO): negative regulation of Wnt signaling pathway; regulation of small GTPase mediated signal transduction; regulation of cell cycle
Cellular component (GO): cytoplasm; TSC1-TSC2 complex; nucleus
Molecular function (GO): GTPase activator activity
Source: RefSeq, a predicted model, not a curated record
GUCUGGUUCACCUACCACAUCUGUACGCUAGUUUUCAGGACAGUCAGUACAAGAGUGUGUUCGCCAUUUGUCUCCCUUACACCGAUCCUUUCAAAUAUUCUCAGUACACCAUAACGCUUGCCUAUCACGUGAUUGCUGCGUGGUUUAUUCGGUCCCGUGUGGCGUACCGCAAAGCAUUUGUGGGAUUUGUCAGUAAGGGUCUCAAAUCAAGUGCUAUAAUUCCGGACCGUUAUGAACCCAAACCAGAAAAUCCCUCCUUAGCAACAGCCAAAUCUCGCACUGGAAGCUUCACAAAUCAGCCCUCGCCCCAGUUUCAUAAUCGGUCGAACUCGCCCGUGGUUCUCAAGGAGACUGAAGCAGCGUGUGAGCUGCAUGCUGAGAUGAGUGAAGUGUGCAUGGACAUGAUGGCCAGAUACACGUUUGCCCCGUGUAUGUCACAGCCAAACAGGACCAAGGCGGUGGAGUUUAUGUUAGCUAAUGGCUAUUCUCGUACUUGGAUGAUCGGUAAUACAAUAACAACCAUAACGACCUCUGGUACUUAUAUCGGCCAGGACGGUGUUUGCGACAACUGCCAGGCGCUAAGACAUAGAGCAGCAGAUAUGUCUCCAAGGGAGAGUGAAAAAACAGCGAGGAAUUCCAAACAGAAGAACACUGUGGCGGAUGUCGCGACAGACGAUUCUCAUGUCCAGUCUCCCGAUGAAAAAGCACUUGGAACUGGGACUCAGAAUCCCGCGGGCGUUGAUGAAUCUUCGAAGCCUGAGGCGAAGUCAGAGUUUCACAGCGGUGCACUAUCAGACCGGCGGCUAAGUGGGCAGUUUGUAACCAUCAAUCCACAAAAUUGUCGUUGUGUUUGCCAAGGCUGGGCUGAAAUCUUUAUCCGUCGACCCAGCGGAAACAUCUCUUGGAUUAUGCGUAUUCAGAAUAAGGCUAUGUCAUCGUUAGAUAGUGACGUCAGUACUGCCCUUUUAGAUGACCCUCAGAUCGAUGAAUUUUCAUCUCCACACAGUGAAAAUCAGGGAGAGGUCCUGAGCACCAGUACUGAGAGUGGCUCUGUUAUUAUUGACGUGGUCAGACAAACUAAUCUUCCAGAUGGGUUGGGAGGAGUUGCUUUUCACGAUACAGCUCUGGGGGAGUCCGUCGCUUCUUCUGGCUGGCAACAUGGCGGCAUGGAUAAAGACAAAAAUGUUGAUUCACCUCAGCUAGAUCCAGUGCUUAUUUAUUCGCAAAGUGCCAGCACGGCCACUCCACCAAGCACACCAGUGGGGUCUGUAGAUUCAGAGCUGUUAGAAGGAAGGGAAAGACUCCUCAGCAGGAGCCCGAGCAAGGGACCUCAUGUUUUUACGAUGCAGGAAUCUGGAUGCUCAGACAUACUUGGAAGCUUGGAAAGAACUCCGAACGAAGAUGUUCCCCCAAACAAGACGAGAAAAUUUGAUAAGCCAGAACUUGGUGUUUCUCCUGCUGACCCUUCCCCAGUCUCAUCUCUGCCAAGACAUUACCAGUUAGAGCAAAAAAGAAGAGACGAAACCAAAUAUCUGUCGUCAUCCGAGAUGUACAGGCUUGCGAGUGACGAAGAGAGUGUACAGUCUCUCAAUAUUGAGGAGAAUCCUGAUCACGCUGGAGACCAAAAGAUAGAAACUACACAGACUGACGUUCCUCAAAGCGGGACAGUCACCCCACCCAAGAAGGCCGAAAGACCGAAAUCAGUUCCAUACCAGUCUCUCAAGGUAGAGCGUGGUGUGAUCAGGGAGAGCCCGGAGUUUGCUUUGAAUACGGAAUUUACCGAACAGGAUGGCAAACCAGCUCUAACAACAAACUUUGACUCAGGUGUAAACCAGCCGAAGCAACAUAGUGAUAAACUAGACACUAGCGUUCAGGCUCCUAGGAAUGUGAAGUUGAGAAAGUCUUCCAGUUUGAGUUCACCCAUCAGGAGGAAGAAAGACUUGGAUCAUUCGGAGCAUUCUCCAUUUGCAUCCCCUCGCCAGGGAAGAAGUUCAGUUGCAGUGAAAAGUAAAGAAGCAGAGGACAGGCUCGAUUCGCUGGCCAGCGUUGGCGAUCCGAAGAAAAGUACUUCGUCACCGGAGUUAACUUCACCACCGGCUUUCCCUAAAGGUUAUUGAAAGAGCUAUCAAAUGCCUUGAUCGCAUUCCUCCCUAUGACACUCACAAGAUCGGCGUUAUAUAUGUAGGGCCUGGGCAGCACGACAACGAGGCGGCAAUUUUAAGCAACGUGUAUGGCUCUUCUCGUUAUAUGCAGUUUCUCGCGGGUCUCGGGACGCUUGUUCGACUGAGGGAUUGUCCACCUGCCGAGAUUUACACUGGGGGACUUGAUAGGAAUGGUGCAGAUGGUGAAUUUGCAUACAGCUGGCAGGAUGAUAUUUGCCAGGUCAUAUUCCACGUUUCCACGUUGAUGCCAACCAGAGACUCGGACCCAGGCUGCAACUCUAAAAAGAUGCACAUCGGUAACGACUUUGUUACCAUAGUCUACAACGACUCGCAACAGACGGUCAAAUUCGGCAGAAUUAAGGGUCAGUUUAAUUUUGCUGAGGUUUUGAUCAAACCACUCGACAAUGCAUCGAACAUGGUGACUGUGAGAUGCAAAGACGAGCUGAAGGAUCUACUCACAGAUACAGGGACUCGAGUCAUCUCAGACAACAACUUGCCGCGAUUGGUUCGUCAGCUUGUAGUACAUAUCAAUAUGGCUUCAGUAAUUCACCAAAGUCAAAAGCGCCCAACUGACGCCUACGGUUGUAACUGGCUCGAACGAUUACGUCAGAUUAAGCGCGUGCACUCAAAAGCUGCAGCUGAAAACUUCACAGUCCCCAGUAGUCCAACAGUACGGAAGGUAUCCCCUUCAGUGGGACUGCGCAUGUCGUCAGCACCGAUCAGCGGUCUUACAGACUUCACUGAGUUCAUGAUGAAGUAGUGCUGAAUUAUCACUUGUUAAUAUAAGAGUGGAAGAUCAAUGAAGUGUCCUUUGAGGGAAACGUUUUUUUUUUCUUGAACGUUUAAAACAGCGCUUGAAACUUUUUUCAUAAAGAAGCUUUUACGAAACGAAGUAAUCGCUUCAAAUAUCGUUUAAGCUUUUACACCCUAACAUCAGUUUGCAUAUUCUCCAUACUGUUCUCUAGACAUUUCCUAAGGUGUUGCCUGACA